Messenger RNA from Gilbertella persicaria, 546 nucleotides. RefSeq lists its product as uncharacterized. The record is from RefSeq and is a predicted model, not a curated record. NCBI's taxonomy places the organism in Eukaryota, Fungi, Mucoromycota, Mucoromycetes, Mucorales, Choanephoraceae. The coding region runs from base 1 to 546 and encodes 181 amino acids. The transcript is spliced from 10 exons.
AUGAGUCAGCCUGCUUCGAAGAUAAACCUAAACUUCCAAGAUAUUACCAAGAUUAAAGUGGAUGCUAUUGUUAAUGCAGCCAACAAUAGUUUGCUUGGAGGCGGAGGAGUGGAUGGUGCUAUUCACAGAGCUGCUGGGAAAGAGUUGUUAACAGAAUGUCGUACACUUGGAGGAUGUCCUGAUGGAGAAGCUAGAAUAACAAAAGGAUACAACUUGCCUUCAAGCUACGUCAUUCAUACAGUGGGUCCACAGUCCGAAAAUCCUAAAGUAUUGUCCAAUUGCUACAAAAACUCGCUUUCUAUUUUGGAAGAAAAAGGAUUGUCUUCUAUUGCUUUCCCUUGUAUUGCUACAGGUGUUUAUGGUUAUGAUAACGAAAAAGCAGCAAAUGUUGCUUUAAGCACUGUGCUCGAUUAUUUUAAAGCAAAUACGUCCACAAAGAUUGAAAAGGUCGUGUUUGUCUUAUUUAAUGACAAAGACAAAAAGAUCUAUAAAGAACUGGUACCCAAGUAUUUUCCAGGUGCUUCUGUUGACCCAGUUCAAUUGUAA